Molecule: messenger RNA, 1305 nt
Organism: Linum tenue
Lineage: Eukaryota; Viridiplantae; Streptophyta; Magnoliopsida; Malpighiales; Linaceae
Source: the annotation of a GenBank genome assembly
AUGAACCAGAUAAUGUCAGUGAUGAUCCAAGCCCGCCCCUUCGACGAGCAUCUCGCCUCAGCGACCACCUCCCGCGCGCUCUUGACGGCGGAUUUGGUAUCCGACGUUCUCCGCUCCAUACCCAGGUUCUUUUUCCUCUCCCCUCGCUCGAUCGGCAGGCAGAACACUACCCGCCACCGUUCUCCGGUAAGACAGCGCAAUCUCGAGGUGGAAUACUGUAACCGUCGCGACGGAGCUCUAGUUCUCGGUCCUGGAGCUUACAGGGAUCCGAGGAGGGUGAAUUUGGGGGUGAGCAAGGCAGUGGAGUUUUUCAGUUGGGUGGAGACGAAUUUAGGGUUUCAGCAUACCGAAUCUUCAUGUCGAGACAUGGCUGUUGUGUUGGCGCGGGGGAAUAGGGUGGACAUGCUGUGGGAAUUUCUCAGAGAAAUGGCCAGAAGAGGAGGAAAUGGUGGUGAAACAAGUCUUGUUACCACACCGACCGUUACCUGUUUGAUGAAAGUCCUAGGAGAAGAAGGCCUGGUGAAACAGGCAUUGGCUCUGUUCUAUCGGAUGAAGCAGUAUCACUGUAAGCCUGAUGUUUAUGCGUACAACACAAUGAUUUACGCUCUCUGCAAGGUCGGGAAUUUCAAAAAGGCGAGAGCUUUGUUGCAGCAGAUGGAGUUACCAGGGUUCAAGUGUCCGCCCGAUACGUUUACCUACACUAUAUUGAUUAGCUCCUAUUGUAAGUACAGUCUGCAUACAGGGUGUAGGAAGGCAAUAAGGAGGAGGUUGUGGGAGGCAAACCAUCUGUUUAGGCUGAUGCUGUUUAAUGGGUUCGUCCCUGAUCUUGUUACUUACAAUUGUUUGAUCGACGGAUGUUGCAAGACUCACCGAAUCGAAAGGGCGACGGAGCUUUUUCAAGAUAUGAAUAAAAGAGGUUGUGUCCCGAAUCGGGUAACUUACGAUUCUUUCAUUAGAUACUACAGUGUGGUGAAUGAGAUUGAUAAAGCUGUUGAGAUGUUGAGGAUGAUGCAGAAGAUGAAUCAUGGGUUGCCCACUUCAAGCUCGUACACCCCAAUAAUACAUUCUCUUUGUGAAGCAGGAAGAGCCCUGGAGGCUUGGGAUUUCCUUGUUGAGCUUGUUGAUGGGGGCUCGAUACCUAGGGAGUACACGUAUAAGCUCGUUUGUGACUCGUUAAAAUCAGCGGGACUAGAGGGCUCCCUAGAUGAUAAGUUCCACAAGAAGAUUAUUGAAGAAGGCAUAGAGCACAGAUUUAGGGAGGUGAAGAAGGCGAAACCAGUUAUGGCUCGCAAGUCCCUGCUGUAG